AUGGAUGAAGUAAACUUACACAAAAUUGGAUUAAGGAGAUAUUUUAAAGCCUUUAAAAUUACAAGGAAGGUCUACUUUAGAAAGCUGAUACUAGCUAUAGGACUUACAGCCAUUUUCAUGGUAUGGACAAAAGUCAACCUGUGGAAAAAUGCAAAUUUAGGGAACAUGCAAGACAAAGAGCAAUAUAACCCACAACGGCAUAACAUGAGAGGAUCUGGAUACAUAACAAAACCAAAUAUCCUAUUAAUUGUUGCUGAUGAUCUUGGGUAUAAUGAUGUUGGAUAUCACGGAUCGGAAAUUAAAACACCAUAUAUAGAUAAUCUUGCUCUAUCGGGGAUAAGACUGGAAAACUACUAUGUUCAGCCCAUAUGCACACCGACACGUGGUCAACUUCUCACUGGGAGAUAUCAGAUUUACACAGGUCUGAACUGGGUUUUACGCCCAGCAACCCCAUCAGGCUUAUCUCUGGACAACCCAACAAUUGCAGAAAAACUGAGGAACUCGGGGUACACUACACACAUGGUAGGAAAAUGGCAUGUAGGUUUCUCCAAGCCAGAAUACUUACCAACCAAACGCGGGUUUGAUAGUUUCUUUGGGUUUCUCACUGGCCAUUCUGACUACUAUACCCACAUCACAAACCAAUUUGGGAGACAUUUCAUGAGUGGAUUCGAUCUUCUAGAGAAUGAUCAACCGGCGAACAUGUCAAAAUACAUUGGCUAUUACUCAACCAAUUUAUUUGCUGAUAAAGUAAAAAGCAUAGUGCGACAACAUUAUGUUGACAAGCCAUGGUUCAUCUACUUAUCUUUUCAAGCUGUGCAUUCACCUUUACAAGUCCCAGAGGCAUAUGUUAAGCUGAACCACCACAUAGUUGACUCAAGAAGACGGCUAUAUGCAGGCAUGGUAUCAUGUAUGGAUGAAGCGAUAGGAGGCAUAGUAGGAACAUUGAAACAACAUAACCAAUGGGAAAACACGUUGCUUAUAUUCACAACUGACAAUGGCGCUAAUCCAAAAGCCGGAGGCAGUAAUUGGCCCUUACGCGGAAAUAAAGGAUCCGUAUGGGAAGGAGGCAUACGUGCAGUAGGAUUUGUGAACAGCUUUUUCUUUGACCAGAAAAGAAGAGGGUCUGUAACAAAUGAACUAAUGCAUGUCACAGACUGGUUCCCUACAUUGAUAAAUGUUGCUGAUAGUAAUCUGAAAAGUACGCAGUAUUUAGACGGACAUGAUCAGUGGAAAACUAUAAGGUAUGGUAUUCCAAGCACAAGGAAAGAGAUACUCCAUGGUAUUGAAACAGUUGACAAAACUUCAAAUAGAGCAGUGUUUGAAACAAUAUUCAAUACGUCUAGAACAGCUUCUCUUAGACUGGGUAUUUGGAAAAUUCUAACAGGUUUGCAGG
Molecule: messenger RNA, 1393 nt
Organism: Mercenaria mercenaria
Lineage: Eukaryota; Metazoa; Mollusca; Bivalvia; Venerida; Veneridae
Product: arylsulfatase J-like
Exons: 8
Source: RefSeq, a predicted model, not a curated record